This is a messenger RNA of Rotaria sordida, 684 nucleotides long. The record is from the annotation of a GenBank genome assembly. Lineage: Eukaryota; Metazoa; Rotifera; Eurotatoria; Philodinida; Philodinidae.
AUGAUUCCAAUGUUACCAAUGUGUGCUCCACGUGUAAGACUUAUGCCUUGUAACCCACGAAUGGCAUGUGUUGCACCUGCCAUGGUGCCAAUGAUGCCAAUGACAGGUACUCCUGCAGUAUGUCCAAUGAAUAAAUCGAAUAUGUUUUCAAUAACAUCUCUUAUGAGCGAACUGGAUUCACAUUUAUAUGGUCGAUUUCGACAUGUUGAACGAGAAAAUCCAUGUUAUCGUCAUGCACCAUUUGAUUGGUAUCGACCACCUAAACAAUGUUGUCAUGUUAUUCAUGAAGAUGCAGCUGUUGUUACACAUGAUGGACCUGUACCUAUUGGUGAUUUUUAUCGUUAUUAUAUUUAUGGUGAUAAUAUCGAUGAUUAUGGUGAUUCAUCUUCGUUAGAAUCAGAUGAUUAUGAUGAUUUAGUUGAACCACCAUAUAAUGCAAGAACUAGAGGUUAUCAAGGAGGUUUUCAAAGAGAACCUGAUUUCUAUAAUGGAAAUGCUAUUGCUAGUCAACGAUAUAAUCGUUCACCAAUGGGUAUAGGUAAUUAUACAACACUUAAUACUAAUCGUCGAACAAUGAAUCCAGCAAGUGCAACUCGAUCAUCGAAUUUUCGAGGAACUCGAACAUUAGCUGGUGAUGAUGACUUUGAUGAUGCAGCUUCAGUGAAUAGUACAUAUGGAAACUGA